Bufo bufo (common toad) is the source of this 2131-nucleotide messenger RNA. RefSeq names its product polypeptide N-acetylgalactosaminyltransferase 14 (gene GALNT14). The transcript has 15 exons. The coding region runs from base 185 to 1891 and encodes 568 amino acids. The record is from RefSeq and is a predicted model, not a curated record. NCBI's taxonomy places the organism in Eukaryota, Metazoa, Chordata, Amphibia, Anura, Bufonidae. Gene Ontology annotation, cellular component: Golgi apparatus.
ACUCGGCGGCUGUGUGCUGCUGCUGGUGCUGGGCACAGGAUCGCUGGCUGCUCCGGGGGUCUCCGGUCUCUGCAGCUUGUGCACAUCACCUAGAAAGGACCCGGGGACCCGCGGCCAGGCCUGGGGGAGACUGCGGGGGACACAUGCCGAGGAGCGGGACUCCGGGGGAGCGGCUGCGGCUCCUAUGAUCCCCCCGAUCCUGAUGAGGACCCCCCAGACUAUGAGGCGCAUGGCACGCAGGCUGGUCCUGUCUCUCAUCGGGCUGGUGUGGAUCGCCAUCCUCAUCUUCUUGUUGGGGGGCAGGAGGAAGUUAGAAGCCGAGGACGAAGCUGAGGGGGAGCAGACCAAGGACACAGACGUGGACUGGGAUGACCUGUGGGACCAGUUUGAUGAGCGAAGAUACCUGAAUGCUCAAAGAUGGAAACCCGGAGAAGACCCCUACAGGCUGUACGCCUUCAAUCAGAGGGAAAGCGAGCGCACCCCCAGUGACCGCGCCAUUAAGGACACCAGACACUACAGAUGUACUGAGCUUCACUACCCAUCAAAUCUUCCACCUACGAGUAUCAUUAUUACCUUUCACAAUGAGGCUCGAUCCACACUUCUGAGAACGAUUAGGAGUGUAUUGAAUCGGACACCUAUGCACCUCAUCCAUGAAAUCAUAUUAGUGGACGACUACAGCGAUAACUCUGAUGACUGCCGGCUUCUCUGCAAGUUACCGAAAGUGAAGUGCUUACGCAACGACCAGAGGGAAGCAGGUUUGAUUCGAUCUCGAGUUAGAGGGGCGGAGCUUGCUAAAGCCGGAGUGCUCACCUUUCUGGACAGUCACUGUGAAGUUAAUAAGGACUGGCUCCCUCCGCUGCUGAAAAGCGUGAAAGAGGAUCCAACUCGCGUGGUGAGUCCUGUUAUAGACAUCAUCAGCCUCGACACAUUUGCAUAUAUUGCUGCAUCUUCAGAUCUCAGAGGAGGUUUUGACUGGAGUUUGCACUUUAAAUGGGAGCAGCUGUCUUCAGAACAAAAAGCUAAGCGAUUAGACCCAACAGAACCGAUAAAGACUCCUGUAAUAGCCGGUGGACUCUUUGUGAUAGACAAGUCUUGGUUUAACCACUUGGGGAAGUACGACACAGCCAUGGACAUCUGGGGAGGAGAGAAUUUUGAAAUCUCAUUCCGCGUGUGGAUGUGCGGAGGGAGCCUGGAAAUUCUACCCUGCAGCCGAGUGGGACAUGUAUUUCGGAAGAAGCAUCCUUAUGUCUUUCCAGAGGGGAACGCCAACACUUACAUAAAAAACACCAAGCGCACGGCUGAAGUAUGGAUGGAUGAAUACAAAAACCAUUACUAUGCAGCAAGGCCGGCUGCUCAAGGAAGACCAUACGGCGACAUCCAGAAGAGAUUGUCACUGCGAAAGAGCUUAAAAUGCCGACCGUUUAAAUGGUAUUUGGAGAAUGUUUAUCCAGAACUCCAAAUUCCAGUGGAAUCUUUAUCAAAAUCAGGAAUAAUCCGACAGAGACAGCGAUGCAUCGAGUCCCAGAAGACUGGAGGACAGGAUGCACCUACUCUAAACCUAGUACCUUGUAGCAGCCUUAAAGGAGUGUCAGAAAAAUCUCAGGAAUGGAUUUACACUCAGGUUCAGCAGAUCAGCCAGCAGGAUCUGUGUCUGUCGGUGCACACUUUAUUUCCAGGAACCCAGGUGGUUCUCUUACCCUGUAAAGACGGGGAUGGCAGGCAGAGGUGGAGUAAAGUGGGCUCUCACAUUGAACACAUGGCAUCUCACUUCUGCCUGGACACCGAGAUCAUUGGCGACACCGACGAGAACAACAGAGAGGUUGUAAUCAACCCGUGCGAGACGACAGCUAUCAGUCAGCGCUGGGAGAUGGUCCUCCAUGACUUCCACUGAAGGCAAUGAAACCAUCUCACUAGAAAAAUGAAAAGACUAACUCCGCGGCGUUCCACCGCCCUGCUGCAAUUACGUAAAACGGGACAAGAAAGACAAAGUGAUUAAGGAGCAGAAGGCAAGAAAAAGUCGGGGAACGUGAUGGCUGCCAAAUCCAGGAAAACAAAACCGUGAUACAAUUAUUGGUUUUCCGGUUCAGGUCGCUGUAAGGACUGGAGAAGAGGCGACCUACCUGCGAGAGGU